Vicia faba (fava bean) is the source of this 1431-nucleotide messenger RNA. NCBI's taxonomy places the organism in Eukaryota, Viridiplantae, Streptophyta, Magnoliopsida, Fabales, Fabaceae. The record is from the annotation of a GenBank genome assembly.
AUGGAGAGUCUAACAUUCCAAAAUUCUUAUAUUAUUUGUGUGAUCUCUGUAGCUGUGAUAUUGGGAUCACUAGCAGAAUGCAGAGUGCAAACUUCUAAAUUGGCCAGCUUUGAUUACCCAGCCAUUAAUUGCAGAAAACACAGUGCAGUUUUGACAGAUUUUGGUGCAGUUGGUGAUGGCAAAACCUCUAACACCAAGGCUUUUAAUUCAGCAAUAUCAAAACUUAGCCAAUAUUCAAAUGAUGGUGGUGCACAACUCAUUGUUCCACCAGGUAAAUGGUUAACAGGAAGCUUCAAUCUCACAAGCCAUUUCACUCUUUUUCUCCAAAAAGACGCUGUCAUUCUCGCAUCUCAGGAUGAAUCCGAAUGGCCUCAACUUCCUAUAUUACCUUCUUAUGGAAGAGGAAGAGAUGCACCUAAAGGAAGAUAUAGUAGUCUCAUUUUCGGAACAAACCUCACCGAUGUUAUAAUAACCGGUAACAAUGGAACAAUUGAUGGACAAGGAUCUUCUUGGUGGAAAAAGUUCAAGUCAGGUGAAUUGAAACUUACUAGGCCAUACAUGAUUGAACUCAUGUACUCUGAUCAAAUACAGAUCUCACAUCUCACUUUGAUUAACUCUCCAACUUGGUUUGUCCAUCCAAUUUAUAGCAGUAACAUAAUUGUAAAUGGACUCACCAUUCUUGCACCAGUGGAUUCUCCAAACACAGAUGGAAUAAAUCCAGAUUCGUCAACGAACGUUAGGAUUGAAGACAACUACAUUGUAUCUGGUGACGAUUGUAUCGCGAUAAAAAGUGGAUGGGAUGAGUACGGAAUCAAAGUCGGAAAGCCAUCUCAACACAUUAUCAUAAGAAGGUUAACAUGUAUAUCGCCCGAUAGUGCUAUGAUUGCGUUAGGGAGUGAAAUGUCUGGCGGAAUCCAAGAUGUAAGAGCUGAAGACAUAACUGCUAUUACAACAGAAUCAGCUGUUAGAAUCAAAUCCGCUAUCGGUAGAGGCGCAUUUGUGAAGGACAUUUUUGUUAAAGGAAUGAAUUUGAACACAAUGAAAUAUGUGUUUUGGAUGACAGGGACUUAUGGAGACCACCCUGAUAAAGGUUUUGAUCCACGGGCACUGCCGAAAGUUAGUGGAAUAAAUUAUAGAGAUGUUACUGCUAAGAAUGUGACAUUUGCAGGUAAACUAGAAGGAAUUUCUAAUGACCCUUUUACUGGAAUAUGUGUUUCUAAUGUGACUAUUGAGAUGAGUGAACAAAGGUCAAAGAAGAAACUUCCAUGGAAUUGUACUGAUGUUGCUGGAGUUUCAAGCAAUGUGAGUCCUCAACCUUGUGAAUUGCUUCCAGUGAAGAAAGAUAAAUUGGAUUGUGCUUAUCCAACUGACAAAUUGCCCAUUGAAAAUGUUCAGUUCAAGUCUUGUUCCUUUAAGAGUAGUGCCUUUUAA